CGUGCUCCGCGGCGGGCGCGGGCUGUCGCCGUGGCAGCGGCGAGCGCUCGGCAGGGAUCCGGGCCCGGUGUCGCGAGGUGACGGAGUCCCCGGCGGCCGCUCCUGUGCCCCCUGCUCGCCCGGGGCGAUGGCGCAGGCGGCGCUGGGCGCGGCCGGCCUCCACUUCGACGAACUGAACAAGCUGCGGGUGCUGGACCCGGAGGUGUCGCAGCAGACGGCGCAGCUCCGUGAGGAGUGCCGAGCCUUCCUCGAUAAAAUAGUAGAAUUCCAAAAAAUAGUGGGUACCUUAAUUGAACUUGUUGAUCAACUGGCAAAAGCUGCUGAAAGUGAGAAGAUGAAGGCCAUCGGGGCCCGGAAUUUGCUGAAGUCUAUAGCAAAGCAGCGAGAAGCUCAGGAACAGCAGCUCCAGGCUUUGAUAGCUGAGAAGAAAAUGCAGCUGGAAAGGUACCGGAUAGAGUACGAGACGCUGUGCAGGAUCGAAGCAGACCAGAAGGAGUUCAUCGACCAAUUCAUUUUUCAGAAGUGAAGCAGCUGAAGAGGAAACCACAAAACCAAACUACCUUGGAAACUUGACCAUUCCAGAACUUUUGGAGAAUGUUCCAAAAAUAUGCAAUUUCCCCCCACUGUGUGUGACUGGAGAGGUGGUUUGGCUGAACGGCCGGGGCCUGCCUUCAGCGUGCCUGGCGCUGCAAGUGGCAACAAGCAGCUGCAGAGACUGUUUCUGCCCUUUGGUUUUUGUACCACUUUUGUACACUCAGCAGCUGCCACUCCAUUCCCAGCUGAAUGGCUGC
Dryobates pubescens (Downy woodpecker) is the source of this 791-nucleotide messenger RNA. It is a transcript of the gene IFT20, whose product is annotated as intraflagellar transport 20. Gene Ontology annotation, biological process: intraciliary transport; protein localization to cilium; centrosome localization. The coding region runs from base 128 to 526 and encodes 132 amino acids. The record is from RefSeq and is a predicted model, not a curated record. Lineage: Eukaryota; Metazoa; Chordata; Aves; Piciformes; Picidae. Gene Ontology annotation, cellular component: intraciliary transport particle B; Golgi apparatus; centrosome. The transcript is spliced from 4 exons.